Molecule: messenger RNA, 7182 nt
Organism: Bombina bombina (fire-bellied toad)
Lineage: Eukaryota; Metazoa; Chordata; Amphibia; Anura; Bombinatoridae
Gene: PI4KA
Product: phosphatidylinositol 4-kinase alpha
Biological process (GO): phosphatidylinositol-mediated signaling; phosphatidylinositol phosphate biosynthetic process
Cellular component (GO): plasma membrane; cytoplasm
Molecular function (GO): 1-phosphatidylinositol 4-kinase activity
Source: RefSeq, a predicted model, not a curated record
AAUACGCAACUUUUGCCCAGUGUUAUUGGGUUAAUUCUACACAAUCCAAGAGCUGUCACCAGUUACCUUGGUGACGAGCGAAGCCGCCAUGUUUCGUGGAAUUUACUUCCCGGUGGGUCACGUGACGGUGGGAUCCGAAUGGUGACGUCAACUCAGAGUUUCGGGAGAAACAUGGCUGCCAGGGGGGUCGGCUGUGGCUCCCGGGGUUUUUACUUCAACACCGUGCUGUCUUUAGCCCGCUCUUUGGCCGUGCAGAGGCCGGCUGCUCUGGAAAAGGUGCAGAAACUACUAUGUAUGUGCCCGGUUGAUUUCCACGGGGUGUUUCAGCUGGAUGAACGGCGUAGAGAUGCUCUCAUAGCUUUGGGGAUCUUUCUGGUGGAGUCUGAUCUCCAGCACAAAGAACAUGUGGUCCCUUAUCUUCUGCGGCUCCUGAGAGGUCUUCCAAAAGUGCAUUGGAUUGAGGAAAGCACAGCUCGCAAGGGCAAAGGGACACUCCCUGUGGCAGAAGUCUUCAGCUUCUGUCUGGUGACAUUACUGUCGGACGUUGCCCACAGAGAUCCAUCAUUCCGAGGGCAGAUCUUAGACACCAUUCUUGAUGUAAUGCAUUGUUUGCUUGGAAUGUGCCAGUCUCCUCAAAAUUACGAUAAAGAGUAUCUGUGCAAGUACGCGGUUCCAUGUUUAAUCGGUAUCUCCCGGGCAUUUGGGCGAUACAGCAACACAGAUGAAUCUCUCCUGUCUAAGCUGUUUCCAAAAGUCUCACCUCAGUCUCUGAAGGCCCCAGAGGAACUUGAAGGCAUCCGAAGGCGUUCCUUUAAUGACUUUCGAUCCAUUCUGCCGAGUUCCCUGUUGAGUGUGUGCCAAGGUGACUCACUGAAGAGAAAGACCAGUAGUGUGUCCAGUGGCUCGCAGGUCAGCCCUGACCGCAUUGUCCCUCCGCCUGGCUCUCCUGCAGGAUCUAACAUACAAUACUUUGAAGGAUCAUAUCUCCCAGAUGGCAGCGCAGUGGAUCCUGAUUAUUACCUCUGUACCAUCAGCUCCAGCUUCUCGGUUUCCCCUCUUUUCACUGGUGUAAACAGCAAAGAAAAUGACAUUCCCCAAGAAACCCUUCGUCAACUUCUGCACAUGGUGAAGCAGAUUGUGGCAGAACCAGUUCUAAGCUCACUUGAUGCCCUAAUUACUGAAGUCACAGAGGCAAAUCCAAGUGCUGACCUGUUUUACAAAACAUUUAGUGAUCCUCUCUACGUUGCAAUGUUUAAGAUGCUCCGAGAUACUCUCUAUAACAUGAAAGAUCUUCAGACGUUAUUUGUGAAGGGAAAUCCAUGAUUUUGUGCGUUGAACAGUUUCAACAGUAGCCAGAGUGAACUCCAAAAGAUCCUAUACGAUGUGGAUAGACUGCACAAUAAACUCAGUCCUUUGAAGCUGAGAUGCCAGGCAAAUGCAGCAUGUGUGGACCUCAUGGUGUGGGCAGCCAGAGAUGAACAAGGAGCUGAAAACUUGUGUAUCAAACUGUCUGAAGAGUUGCAGCCAAGGACAUCGAGCAAAGUGAUCAUAGGCCCCCACAUGCCUCUCCUGAUAUGCUGCCUGCUGGUACGUCUUGGGCGUCUUUGUGAACGGUUCCCUGUUGUAGUACACUCUGUGACUCCAUCUCUCCGAGACUUUGUUAUCCCUUCUCCAGUUCUUGUGAAGCUGUACAAAUACCACAGCCAGUACCAGACUGGUGCUAAUGACAUCAAGAAUAGUGUCACCAAUGAGCACUCUGAAUCCACAGUGAACAUCAUGUCUGGCAAGAAGAGCCAGCCUUCCAUGUACGAGCAGCUCCGUGACAUCGCCAUAGAAAAUAUCUGCAGGUGUUUAAAUGCUGGUUUAACCAUAGAUCCAGUCAUCGUGGAAGCCUUUCUUGCCAGUUUGUCCAACCGUCUGUAUAUAUCUCAAGAGAAUGAAAAGUAUGAUGCACAUUUAAUUCCUGAUCACACAAUCCGUGCCUUGGGGCACAUUGCUGUGGCCCUACGGGAUACGCCCAAAGUGAUGGAACCCAUCUUGCAGAUCCUGCAGCAGAAGUUCUGCCAACCUCCGUCACAGUUGGAUGUGCUCAUCAUAGACCAGCUUGGGUGCAUGGUGAUCACUGGCAAUCAAUAUAUCUACCAGGAGGUGUGGAAUCUUUUUCAGCAGAUCAGUGUGAAAGCCAGCUCCGUGGUAUACUCUGCCACAAAGGAUUAUAAAGAUCAUGGAUACAGGCACUGCUCACUGGCGGUUAUAAAUGCAUUGGCAAAUAUUGCAGCCAACAUACAGGAAGAGCAACUUGUGGACGAGCUGCUAAUGAACUUGCUGGAGUUGUUUGUUCAGCUUGGGCUGGAAGGGAAGAGAGCAAGUGAGAGAGCAAGCGACAAGGGGCCAGCACUGAAGGCAUCUAGUAGUGCAGGGAACCUGGGAGUUUUGAUUCCUGUUAUUGCUGUGCUCACCAGAAGAUUACCACCAAUCAAAGAAGCUAAGCCACGGCUUCAGAAACUCUUCAGAGAUUUUUGGCUAUACUCUGUUCUUAUGGGUUUUGCAGUGGAAGGUUCAGGACUGUGGCCUGAGGAGUGGUAUGAAGGUGUCUGUGAAAUUGCCACCAAGUCACCUUUGUUAACAUUUCCAAGCAAGGAACCCCUACGCUCUGUUCUUCAGUACAACUCAGCCAUGAAAAAUGACACUGUGACAUCGGCGGAACUGAAUGAGCUGCGUAGUACAAUCAUCAACUUACUGGAUCCGGCACCAGAAGUGUCUGCACUCAUCAACAAGCUAGACUUUGCCAUGUCAACCUAUCUACUUUCUGUGUAUCGUUUGGAACACAUGAGGGUUCUGCACUCUACUGAUAAAGAUCGGUUCCAGGUCAUGUUCUUUUACUUUGAGGAUAAAGCCAUACAGAAGGAUAAAUCAGGCAUGAUGCAGUGUGUUAUUGCAGUAGCAGACAAAGUGUUUGAUGCGUUCCUGAAUGUUAUGGCUGAUAAGCCAAAAACAAGGGAGAAUGAGGGAGAGCUGGAGCGCCAUGCUCAGUUCCUGCUGGUAAACUUCAAUCACAUCCACAAACGUAUUAGACGAGUAGCUGACAAGUAUUUGUCAGGGCUUGUGGAUAAGUUCCCUCACUUGCUGUGGAGCGGCACAGUGCUGAAAACCAUGCUGGACAUCUUGCAGACCCUAUCCCUCUCUCUCAGUGCGGAUAUUCACAAGGACCAACCAUACUAUGACAUUCCAGAUGCCCCAUACAGAAUCACUGUUCCUGAUACAUAUGAGGCCAGAGAGAGUAUUGUAAAGGAUUUUGCUGCUCGCUGUGGAAUGAUAUUGCAGGAAGCUAUGAAAUGGGCUCCAACAGUGACCAAAUCCCACCUGCAGGAAUACUUGAACAAACAUCAGAACUGGGUAUCUGGCCUUUCCCAGCACACUGGCCUUGCUAUGGCUACAGAGAGCAUACUGCACUUUGCUGGAUACAACAGGCAUAACACUACUCUGGGGUCUCCAGCUUCCUCUGUCAUCCAGUUAACACAAUUAACAGAGCGCCCAGCCUGUGUCAAGAAAGAUUAUUCCAACUUUAUGGCGUCGCUGAACCUACGUAAUCGCUAUGCUGGAGAGGUUGCUGGUAUGAUUGAGUUUUCAAAUGCCACUGGCCGAAUGUCUGAUCUAAACAAGCUGAUGCUGAAGCAGCUAAAUGAUGCUUUGGAUUCAAGGCAGCCCGAGGCUUAUACUCAGGUUAUGUUUAAACUCACAGCCAUGCUCAUCAGCUGCAAAGAAUGUGAUGCACAACUUUUACAUCAUCUUUGUUGGGCUCCCUUACGUAUGUUCACUGAUCAUGGCAUGGAAACAGCAGUCGCAUGCUGGGAGUGGCUGCUAGCAGCAAAAAAUGGAAUUGAAGUGCCGUUUAUGAGGGAGAUGGCUGGUGCUUGGCAAAUGACAGUGGAACAGAAAGCUGGAAUAUUCUCAGCAGAGCAGAAAGAAGCAGAUCCACUGGCUGCCUCAGAGCAGAGUCAACCUCAUCCCUGUCCUCCAGAAGGGAACCCCCAUUACAUCUGGAUAGAUUUUCUGGUGCAAAGAUUUGAAAUUGCCAAAUACUGUAGCUCAGAUCAAGUAGAAAUCUUCUCCAGCCUUCUGCAGCGCUCUCUCUCUCUGAAUAUUGGAGGGGGUAAGGGGAACCUUAACCGGCAUGUGGCAGCAAUUGGAUCCCGAUUCAAGUUACUGACUCUUGGGUUGUCGCUUCUGCAUGCAGAUGUAGUCCCAAAUGCCACCAUACGAAAUGUCUUGAGAGAGAAGAUCUACUCCACAUCAUUUGACUAUUUUAGCUCUUCGCCCAAGUUUCCAACCCAGACAGAGAAGCACUUACGAGAGGAUAUCAGCAUCAUGAUCAAGUUCUGGACCGCCAUGUUUUCAGACAAGAAGUAUCUCACAGCAAAUCAGCUAGUGCCACCGGAUAACCAAGAUCCUUCAAUGAAUAGCCUUUCUGUGAUGGCAGAUGUCACCCGUAGUAACCUUGAUGUGACAGUUGGUUCUCGACAACAGACUGCUCAGGGCUGGAUCAAUACAUACCCUCUAUCCAGUGGCAUGUCCACUAUUUCCAAAAAAUCUGGUUUGGCCAAAAAAACAAACAGGGGAACUCAGCUACACAAAUACUACAUGAAAAGGAGGACUCUUCUGCUCUCUCUUUUGGCCACUGAGAUUGAUCGUUUGACCACAUGGUACAACCCUUUGUCUGCCUCUGAGUUAGAGCUAGAUCAGACUGGUGAAAACAGCGUAGCCAACUGGAGAUCUAAGUACACCAGCUUGAGUGAGAAGCAAUGGAAAGAUAAUGUCAACCUGGCCUGGAGUAUUUCUCCUCACUUGGCAGUGCAACUACCCACCCGGUUUAAAAACACUGAUGCUAUUGCAGGUGAAGUAACCCGUUUGGUGAGACUGGAUCCAGGAGCUGUUAGUGAUAUCCCAGAGGCAAUCAAGUACCUGGUAACUUGGCAUACAAUAGAUGCAGAUGCCCCUGAACUCAGUCAUAUCCUGUGCUGGGCGCCCACGGACCCACCCACUGGGUUGUCCUACUUUUCCAGCAUGUACCCACCACAUCCACUCACUGCUCAGUAUGGAGUGAAAGUGCUACGAUCGUUCCCACCAGAUGCUAUUCUUUUCUACAUUCCACAAAUUGUUCAAGCUUUGAGAUACGACAAGAUGGGUUAUGUUCGAGAAUAUAUACUUUGGGCAGCUUCAAAAUCUCAACUUCUUGCGCAUCAGUUUAUCUGGAAUAUGAAGACAAAUAUUUUUCUUGAUGAGGAAGCUCACCAAAAGGACCCUGAUAUUGGGGACUUGCUGGAGCAGUUGAUGGAGGAAAUCACUGGAUCCCUUUCAGGACCAGCCAAGGAUUUCUACCAGCGCGAGUUUGACUUCUUUAACAAAAUCACUAAUGUUUCUGCCAUCAUUAAGCCGUAUCCUAAAGGUGAGGAACGGAAGAAAGCCUGUCUGAAUGCCCUGUCUGAGGUGAAAGUGCAGCCAGGUUGUUACCUGCCCAGCAACCCUGAAGCCAUUGUUCUGGACAUAGAUUAUAAAUCUGGAACCCCCAUGCAGAGUGCUGCAAAAGCCCCUUAUCUGGCCAAGUUCAAGGUGAAACGAUGUGGAGUCAGUGAACUUGAGAAGGAAGGUCUUCGCUGCCGUUCAGACUCCAUUGAUGAGAGUGAAGAAGAUGGAGACAAAAAAGUUUGCUGGCAAGCUGCUAUCUUUAAAGUGGGUGAUGACUGCCGACAGGACAUGCUGGCUCUGCAGAUUAUUGACUUGUUCAAGAACAUUUUCCAGCUUGUUGGACUGGACUUAUUUGUCUUUCCAUACAGAGUAGUUGCAACAGCUCCUGGGUGUGGAGUUAUUGAAUGUAUACCAGACUGCACCUCUCGGGACCAGCUGGGCCGCCAGACUGACUUUGGCAUGUAUGACUACUUCACGCGGCAGUACGGGGAUGAGUCUACGCUUGCUUUCCAGAAGGCUCGAUAUAACUUUAUCCGCAGCAUGGCAGCCUACAGCCUCCUGCUCUUUCUGCUUCAGAUUAAAGACCGGCACAACGGCAAUAUUAUGCUGGAUAAAUUGGGUCACAUUAUCCACAUUGAUUUUGGAUUCAUGUUUGAGAGCUCCCCUGGAGGUAACCUUGGCUGGGAGCCAGAUAUUAAACUUACUGAUGAGAUGGUGAUGAUUAUGGGAGGAAAAAUGGAGGCCACUCCCUUUAAAUGGUUCAUGGAGAUGUGUGUGCGAGGGUACUUGGCCGUCAGGCCUUAUAUGGAUGCUGUAGUGUCACUGGUCACUCUCAUGUUGGACACAGGACUACCCUGCUUCCGUGGACAAACCAUCAAACUUUUAAAGAACCGGUUCAGUCCCAACAUGACUGAAAGAGAAGCAGCAAAUUUUAUCUUGAAGAUUAUUCAAAAUUGUUUCCUAAGUAACAGGAGCAGAACAUAUGACAUGAUCCAGUACUAUCAGAAUGACAUCCCAUAUUGAUCUCCCUAUCUUACCAUGAGCACCUCUGCUGUUAUAGUGAUCUGUUUCCUAUUGUGUCUCAAGGAUCCCCAAUACAAGGAUAAGAUCCAUUAUUUAAGGAUAUCUGGAAGUGAUUGUUAAGUGAGAAGUGGGGCCAACAAGAGUAGUUAGAGGGCAGAUGGCACCGUGCUAAUCCCCUCCUAGUUUUGGCAUGGACUCGUUUAGCUGUAUUCACACAAAUCAUAAUUGACUGUCAAUAAGCUGAACCAAACCGAAAGACUGUAAUGCAAAUAGAGAUGCAAUUUAUUUUUUUUGCGUACGUGUUGGAAUUAGAAUUUAAAUAAUUUACUUGGAGAAUUUUUUUUUAAAUUAUUUAUGGCCUGAAACAGAGAUUAUUCUUUUUUUGUGACACUGUAAGUUUACACUGCACUUUAUGCUGUAAGUAUAUAAAUGCUCUUAUAUUUAUAUUAGUUUGCAGCUUGACAAUUACUUCUAUAUAAGCUUCCUUUCUUUCUACCAACAUCUGAGGACUAAAGCAAGAAACAGAAGUGUCAUAGGUUGUCCUUCUGGAGUCACUGAACUGAACAUUGCACUGUAGCCCCUGAUUUUAAGAAGGAUAUAUGAAGAAAGCUACUUUCCUUUUGUGUGUGUAAAAACUGUAUGCAAAAUCCGUCUAACAUAUGACUUGUAAUUAAAGAAUGAACAAAGUUCUAA